Molecule: messenger RNA, 921 nt
Organism: Ectocarpus sp. CCAP 1310/34
Lineage: Eukaryota; Phaeophyceae; Ectocarpales; Ectocarpaceae
Source: the annotation of a GenBank genome assembly
AUGAUUAUCUCUCGACUGCUGAUCAUUGGGCUAGGAGUAUCGUGGAUCCUGGUAUUGUUGUUGAUCCGAGGGGCCUUCGGCGCCGAUGCAGCGAGCGUGCCGGUACCUGGUUCCGCCAAUGCCAACCCUCAGCCUAGUGCUGCCCAAUACCGGAUGUCCAUGCUCAAAGAAGGACUCGAGUUGCACCUGCGGGGGGAGCACGCAGGUGCGGCGAGGGCGUACUCGCGGCUGCUAGAGGUCAUACCCAACGAUCCAGACGGACUACACCUGCUAGCUUUCCUCAAUGAAGCUGACCAGCUCGUGAGGUCGGCUAUUUCUGUGACGAACAUAAAAAAAAACGAGUUAUCAAUGAGGAGCAACUUGGGGGAAAUCCUUCGGGCAAAGGGAGACUUGGAGGAAGCGGAGGCGGCGUUGAGGAUGGUCAUAGAUGAACAAGAAGCGGCAGGCGUGCGGGAUCAUCAGGCGUCGUUCAACCUCGCCGUCACACUCGUUGACAUCAUCCGCCGAAACGAUUCCUCGCGAAGGCAUCGACUAGUGUCUGAAAGCCACGCCGAGGACCUUUCCGAUGAGAUGUCCGAGAAUAACCACGAUGAGUGGUUGAAGCGAUGGGAGGCCGAACACCUACUCAAACUGGAUCUAUCCAACCGCCCGGACAACCGGCGAUCGAUGAUGGACCUGGUGGUGGUUUUGAAGAGCAACUGGGAUCUCGAUCCACACAUGGAGCGAGUUCGGGCCGGCGCGAGAGAAGGAACUCGUCCCGAUGAGAGCAUCGAGGGCAAAAGUGGCACACUCUACAAUGGAGACAACGAUCGUUACGGGAAUGCUGUUUCUCAGGAGGACGAAGGACAGCAGCGGAAACCCGGUUGGGGUGAAGAGGCCUUGGUUUGGCUCAACCGGGCGGCGAUUCGCGAGCAGUACUGA